This is a messenger RNA of Metarhizium acridum CQMa 102, 1173 nucleotides long. RefSeq names its product mitochondrial 37S ribosomal protein mS35. Gene Ontology annotation, molecular function: structural constituent of ribosome. The record is from RefSeq and is a predicted model, not a curated record. Gene Ontology annotation, cellular component: mitochondrial small ribosomal subunit. Gene Ontology annotation, biological process: mitochondrial translation. Lineage: Eukaryota; Fungi; Ascomycota; Sordariomycetes; Hypocreales; Clavicipitaceae.
AUGGCGUCGGCUUCAAAUGCCGCGAGGAUAUUUGCGCUGGCAUGCCGUAGGGCCCCUCGAGUCCAUCCGCUGCCUCCAGUACAGCAAAUUUCUCGGCAAAGCCUCGCUGCACAGCGAGCAUUCAGCACGUCAUCAGCACGAUGGACCGACGAGAAAACGAAAAAGGAGGGGGCCGAAGAGAGCGAGGGAGAGCUACCGCAGCAGUUGGAGUUGAAGACCAUGAACAAGGCUUUCGCCGAGACGGCCACCCCUGAGGGAUUGCGACAGCUCGACGAGCUGGCCAAGACGAACGGCUGCAACACGAUUGACGAGUUCUUAACAGCAAAACUGAGACAGACGCCUGGCUGGGCAUCCGAGGACAGAGCAUUGGAGGAGGAACUACUCAAGGAUGACAUUGGCGAGAAGCCCAAUAAGUCAUCGUUCUGGUUCGACGAGGAAGAUCCCGAAACCAACACCGAGGAGCAUGAUGAGUUUGACGAGGAUGACAUCACUUCUAUGGCGCAUGGCAAGCUGGAGGAAGUUCGAGAGAUGAGACACUACGCCCGACUGGCAGCUUGGGAGAUGCCUCUUCUCACAAAAUUCGCCAAGCCCUUCGUGCCCCCUAAGGAGAGUGAAGUCCUCCGCUGGCGAUACACAACCUACAUGGGUGAAUCACACCCCGCCGAACGAAAAGUUGUCGUUCAGUUCGCCCCCGACGAUCUGAAGCUCACGCCUGUCCAGACGGCCAAGCUGAAGAAGCUCGUCGGUCCCCGAUACAACCCCGAGACGGAGCUCGUCAAGAUCAGCUGUGAGAGCUACGAGCACCAGGCCCAGAACAAGCGCUAUCUAACAGGUCUGGUGGAUGAUUUGAUCGCGGCCGCCAAAGACCCCAAGGAUACCUUCGAGGAUGUGCCCCUGGACCUGAGGCAUCACCGUAUCAAGGAGAAGCCGAGAUUCCCCAAGGAAUGGAGAAUGACCAAGGAGCGACGACUGGAGCUGGACGAGCAGCGAAAGGCAGCGGCGAUUGCGGACAUGGAACGGGCCGAAAGUGGAUUGCUGGUGGACGGCAAGCAGGCCAUUGACAGCUAUCUGAUGCAGAAACUGAUUGAGGAACAGGAGAAGCAAAAGGUUGCAGAAAUGGUGCCUGCGCCGAAGGCUGGAAAGGGUGCUGCGCCGGCGAGAGCAAGGAGGUAG